ACAAAAAUGCUGAGAUGGUGGCAAGAUGGAACUACUGUGCCCUGAGUCAAGAGAAGUUACGUCAGCCAAUUGUAGCCUGCGAGCUAGGCAGGCUGUAUAACAAAGCUGCCAUCAUUGAAUUUUUAUUGGACAAGUCAGCUGAUAAAACUGCUAUGGAAGCUGCAUCACAUAUCAAGAGCAUUAAGAAUGUGACAGAACUAAACCUUGCAGAUAAUCCAGCUUGGGGUGGUGAUAAAGAGAGUAUAAAAGGUGACAAAUACGAUGAGUUCCAGUCUGCACGCUUUAUAUGCCCUGUGGUGGGACUGGAAAUGAAUGGAAGACACAGGUUUUGCUACUUGAGAAACUGUGGCUGUGUGUUCUCUGAACGUGCUCUCAAAGAAAUUAAAUCAGAAGUUUGUCACAAGUGUGGUGUUCACUUUCAAGAGGAAGAUGUGAUUAUCCUUAAUGGCAGUAAAGAAGAUGUGGAAGUAUUGAGAAAAAGGAUGGAGGAUAGAAGACUUAAAAGUAAAUUAGAAAAGAAAUCCAAGAAAUGUAAGUCAGUGGAAUCAGCUUCUCGGCAGGAUCCCACUGAAGAUUGUCCAGGUCCAUCAAAAGCUAAGACUGAAAAGAACUGUAUCGAUUCCAGUUCUGGGGAAAAGAGGCGGAUUAUCUUCACCAAAAGUUCGGAUAACAGAAAUUCAUCUGUACCAAGAAAAGUCAAGAAGGCUUCUUCUGCUGCUACGAAGAGAUCCAUUGCAGACAGCGAGGAGAAGUCUGAGGCAUACAAAUCUAUUUUUACAUCUCACAGCUCAGCAAAACGUCCAAAGGAUAAGUGUUCCAAUUGGGUUACUCACACAGCAUACUGUUUCUGAAACAAUGAGGAGCCUGAUAGUAGCAUUCAUUACUGCUUUCCUUCCCUAAGGCUUUUUCUGUACAACGCUGAUACAGAACUUUUGUUGUAAUCUGAUGUUAUCUGGAAUUAUUCUGUUUGUAAGUUGUUUAUAAACUCGUGAAUAACUAAUAAAUUUGUAGUAGUUGCAACUUACAUUACAUAAAAAAUAGAUCACCAG
Messenger RNA from Opisthocomus hoazin, 1049 nucleotides. NCBI's taxonomy places the organism in Eukaryota, Metazoa, Chordata, Aves, Opisthocomiformes, Opisthocomidae. The record is from RefSeq and is a predicted model, not a curated record.